Messenger RNA from Paramecium primaurelia, 285 nucleotides. NCBI's taxonomy places the organism in Eukaryota, Ciliophora, Oligohymenophorea, Peniculida, Parameciidae. The record is from the annotation of a GenBank genome assembly.
AUGUCCUUAAUCAAAGUUAUAUAAUUAUUCUGUUUUUAUGUUUUGCAAGCAUCCACAUCCUUAACAUAAAAUGAUCAAUAUAAUUGUUAGAAAACUUUAAACAAUACAUUGAAAUAUUCUUUAAUAAGAAGAGUUUCCUAUUCGAUUACUUACUUUUGUGGGAAUUAAGACUUUGAAAUAUAAAUAAAAUUAAAUAGCAAUCUUCAUCAUUAAUCAAUCUAAAUCAAUCUCAACAACAAAUUAAUAUCCAAGAUUAUUUAUUUAAAAACCAACAAUAUUUAUUGA